Annulohypoxylon maeteangense is the source of this 1588-nucleotide messenger RNA. RefSeq lists its product as uncharacterized. Lineage: Eukaryota; Fungi; Ascomycota; Sordariomycetes; Xylariales; Hypoxylaceae. The coding region runs from base 219 to 1424 and encodes 401 amino acids. Gene Ontology annotation, molecular function: lipoyltransferase activity. Gene Ontology annotation, cellular component: cytoplasm; mitochondrion. Gene Ontology annotation, biological process: protein lipoylation. The record is from RefSeq and is a predicted model, not a curated record. The transcript is spliced from 2 exons.
AUUACCAUGGUUAUUCAUGACUUCCCCUUCCCUAAGCUCUCAUAUGCGCGGCCACUAAGAUCUCGUCUUUUCAUAAUACCGACCUGGUAAUCACCCUUAGUCACCUAGAAACUUUACAACUUAUUGUUGGAAUUCAAUGGAAAAAAUUGGGAUAAUACGAUACAUAAUAUGACCUAAGUAUGAGGUGAAGUAUAAGGAAAUAUUAUUAACAACCUCUCAUGGCUCUCCCGCGACGUCUUCUCACAACCCUCUCCAGGCCAUGUAUGAAAUUUAAUAUAUCGAAUGCACACCCAACAACACGUCGGUUCUUCAGUGCAGAGGUCGUCUCACACCCCUCGAACCGGGUUCAAGUGUAUAUCUCACGAUCAUCAGAUCCGUACCUCAACCUGUCCAUCGAGCAUUUCCUGCUUCAGAAAUCUUCCCCAGACUCUAUUGUGCUCUUCUUGUACACGAACCGACCAUGCGUCGUUAUCGGCCGGAAUCAAAACCCCUGGGUUGAGGUGAACCUGGGCUUGCUCAGCCAGCCCAAUGGCAUAAUAUCUGACAGUGCACAUGGAAAAGACGACGAAGUCCUCCUAGUCCGGCGGCGUUCCGGCGGCGGCACCGUAUUUCACGACCUUGGCAAUGUGAACUAUAGCGUCAUCUGUCCACCGGCCUCCUUCGACCGGAACAAGCACGCUUCCAUGAUAGUGCGAGCAUUAUCCUCUCUUGCCAUACCAGACACCUCAUUCCGCGUUAACGAGCGACAUGACAUCGUGCUCGACGUUCCAUCUUCCUCUCCCAUUGUCACAGCACAGCAGUCGCCAACCCAGACCUUUAAGAUAUCCGGCUCCGCAUACAAACUAACACGAGAGCGCUCUCUUCACCAUGGGACAUGUCUCCUAUCAUCGCCCAACUUACUCCUCGUUGGCCCAUUGUUACACUCGCCUGCCGCGCCGUACAUUAAGGCGCGCGGCGUCGAGAGCGUGCGCAGCGCUAUCCGCAAUAUAGGAGUUACUGACCUGGAGUCUUUCGAGGAAGCCGUCGUUGCUGAAUUUGGUGCUAUGUACGGCGCUGUGGACUCUGAGGUCAUUGAUGCGUUUGAGGCGGAGAAAAUCUUGAACGACGAGUCUAUUAUCGCGAAGGGUUAUGCUGAGCUUAAGUCUCCUGAGUGGAUAUACGCGCAAACCCCCCAAUUCACCUUCUCCACGCACCCCACCUCUGAAGACUCACGUCCACGCCCACCUCUCCCGGUCACCCUGCCACUAUCCCUCCACGCCACCAUGACAGUGCGCCAUGGCCAAAUCACCGACGUUUCCGGGACUGAUCUACUUACACCCUUAACCUCUACAUACCUCCAUCAAAUCACCGAUUGGCGCGCUCGAAUCAACGACGAAGUUACCGGGAACUGGCUGAACGGUUUAUUCGGAGUAGUGCCACACUAAUUGUCGUACUGAUAUUCGUAAGGUACCGAUUAAAAGUACCUAUUUGAAAGAAAGAAAAUUUACUCAUCUACUCGUGUAUAAGAAAUCGUAGAGGAAUCUUGAAAAUUAAAAACCAACAGCACCGGGCAGUGCUGUAACUCCUGUAUACUAGUAGGUAUAUACAU